AUGGACCUGUGUUUAAAGGGAAAUAUAAGGCUGAUUUUCCUCUGCGUUGAAGCAUAUUCCAUUCUAGGAGCGCGUCACAUUACAACGAGGUUAGAAUGUGGAUCUGAGGAAGUAUCUCUGAACCAGUACAAAAUUGGCAUGAUUAGUGAAAUGAUUCACACGGCCAGUUUGGUGCACGAUGACGUGAUUGACGGUGCAGAUACGAGACGUGGCAACGCCUCAGUCAACGCGAUUUGGGGGAAUAAGAUGGCUGUAUUAGUUGGUGACUUCAUUCUUGCACGUGCUACUCAGAUAUUAUGUUCCAUCAAUAGACCUAAUGUUAUAUCAGUCAUGGCGUCAAUAAUUGAAGACCUAGUUAUGGGAGAAUUUAUGCAAAUGACUGCGAAAACAGGAGCAACGGAGGACACAAUGGAGCAGUACAUGGAAAAAACGUUCAGGAAAACGGCCAGUCUUUUCGCAAACACUUGUAAAAGCGUUGCAUUACUAGCUGAAGGUACUGCUGAUCUACAAUGGCGUGCAUCUGAAUAUGGACGACAUUUGGGGAUUGCUUUUCAAUUGGUUGAUGAUGUUCUCGAUUUCAUUUCAUCCGCUGACAUAACUGGGAAACCUGUAUCUGCUGAUCUGAGACUAGGUCUUGCCACUGGGCCCGUAAUAUUAGCUGCUCAGCAAUAUCCAGAACUGAACACGUUGAUGGCCAGAAAAUUCGCCGAACGAGGAGACGUAGAUAGAGCAAGAAAUAUCGUUCUAAACUCAGAUGGCAUAACAAGAACGCGAAAACUUGCUCAGCAACAUUCACAAGACGCUGCACGUCUAGUUAGUUCCCAUUCUUCUUGCAUUAUCACUUUGCUUUUUUAA
Molecule: messenger RNA, 855 nt
Organism: Angiostrongylus costaricensis
Lineage: Eukaryota; Metazoa; Nematoda; Chromadorea; Rhabditida; Metastrongylidae
Source: the annotation of a GenBank genome assembly